This is a messenger RNA of Trypanosoma cruzi, 1092 nucleotides long. RefSeq names its product P-nitrophenylphosphatase, putative. Lineage: Eukaryota; Euglenozoa; Kinetoplastea; Trypanosomatida; Trypanosomatidae. Gene Ontology annotation, molecular function: phosphatase activity. Bases 1 to 1092 code for a protein of 363 amino acids. The record is from RefSeq and is a predicted model, not a curated record. The transcript has a single exon.
AUGAGCACUCGGACAAUUCUCACGGCGGGGGAGGCGGCGGAGGUUUUGGCUUCUGUGCGGUACGUUCUUCUUGACGUGGACGGUGUGUUGUGGGCCGGGAAGCAUGUGUUGCCCAAUAUUCCAGAGACACUGUUGUACCUUCGCUUACGUGAGAAGCAAAUUCGUUUUCUUACGAAUAACGCCAGCAUUUCUCGUGCUGGUCUGGUGCGGGAGUUUCAGCGGCGAGGCAUUCAAGGGGUACGGGAGGGCGAGGUGUACAACAGCGGCUUUGCGGCGGCGCUGCGGCUUCAAAGUUUGUUCACUGCAAAUAAGAGCACAGGGUCGGGCAGGCCACUGGUGGAGAGGAAUAUAUUUGUUAUCGGUGAGGAGGGGCUUCACGAGGAGCUGCGGCGUGUAUUGGCACCUGGAUACAUUGCCUACGGGAUGGAGCUGCAUGACGCGGAAAAGUGUGGCGGCUACGACGCACACGUUGUGGCGUCUGCGUGGAAGCAACGCGUCCUUCCAGCGCCACUCCAAUCGUCCGCCACUUCCUGUGGGAUAGCAGCAACGGGCCAUGCAGCGGGCGGUAUCUCAAUUUCUGAUUUAUCGCCUGCUGCUGUGGUGGUGGGGCUUGAUAUGCAUUUUAAUAUGCUCAAACUCGCGUACGCUUCCCUCUGUUUACAGGAGCGGCCUGCAGCACAGACAGCGGGCACGUCGUCAUCUACACCUACGUACUUUAUUGCCACAAACGAGGAUCCUCAAAUACCAGUUGGUGAAGACUUCCUGCUACUCCCGGGUGCUGGUGGGAUGGUCAGCGCCCUGCGCACUGUUUCUGGGCGUUCUCCUGACUUUGUAUGCGGCAAACCGCAUGUGGACAUGGCGAAGGUUUUCUUUGAGGCUGAGGGAAUCACGGAUCCCCAGCAGUGCCUGAUGGUGGGGGACAGGCUGACAACGGAUAUCGCGUUUGGAAAUGCCGCUGGAUGUAAGACGAUGCUUGUGCUGAGUGGAGCAGAGAAGAUGGAUCGCGUCAGGCAGGCGGAACGGGAUGGUCACGUGUCCCUUUUACCCGACUUUAUAGCACCGUCUCUCGCCAUCUUUUUACCACCCGCAUAG